AUGGCUUUAACUAGCGUGAAGAUGACAGAGGAAGUCUGGUUGGCAUGUAUGACCCAUGCAUUGUCCACCGAGACUGAAGAGAUCGUGGGUCUUCUUCUUGGUGACAUUCAGGCAAUUUUAAUACUGUCCAUCAUGUUCAGCAGGCAUAACACCCCCAUGAUGGUGGAACUUGAUUUAAAGCAUGUGAAAUUAUCAUUUUUAUUUGACCUCCUAGUACUUGACAAGAGUAAUGAUAGACCUGAGCAGUUUGAUUUCAAGAGUGGCUUCUUAGGGGCCAUUCAGGGCCACCUUAAUCAUUUGAGAAACGGUGAUGUGACUGCACUGAUAUGGGGAGCACUCCCACAACCACGUUCUGAUCGUCGGAAAGAUCGAGUAGAGAUCAAUCCAGAACAGUUGGUUGCUGCUUCUGCUCACGCUGAGAUAUCCUUUCCUACGAUGCUCACUUUCCUUUAA
Fraxinus pennsylvanica is the source of this 453-nucleotide messenger RNA. NCBI's taxonomy places the organism in Eukaryota, Viridiplantae, Streptophyta, Magnoliopsida, Lamiales, Oleaceae. The record is from the annotation of a GenBank genome assembly.